AUUUUUGUUUGUGAUAUAAGUAUAUUACCGUUGAUUUUAUUAUGUUGAAAAGAAAAUAGUAACAAAUCUUGUUUUAGUAAAGAAAACUACACGAUAGAUGUCUCGAUAGAUUGAUGUGUGACAACAACCAAUAGCAUUAGUGAUUAUUACUAACAGCUUAUAUAUGGUAUAUGUUUGGCUACAAUGAUUAUAAAAGCAAAACAAAAUAUGCGGACAAUAGCGGCAAAAUUCUAUUUUAUUCAAUAUAUAAAUUAUUACUUUAGUUGUGUUUUGUGAAAAGAAAUGUAACUAUUGUUGUUUUCUAAUAAUUGUGAGGUUAGAAAAUGUGGUAAUUGAAGCCAAUACAGUUAAGAAUUAAUGAAUAAGUUAAUAUUAUUAAUAGUAUCUAAAAAGAUUUAAGAUAUCAUGUAGAAUGACAAAAUAACGUUAAUUAAUAAAUAUGAGCGAAAAUUUUAUUGUUAAUUUGAAUGUUAGAAAAGAAAAUUGUAAUGAAGUCAAUUUACAAAUUAUUUUUUUUGUGCCUUAUACUAGCUGUUUUGGUAAUAUUACUAAAUCUAACUACAAAUUUUAAAAAUAAGAUAUAUGAUGAGCACAAGAAAGAAAAGUUGUCGUAUUCUUUAUCUAAGAAAAGAAUUAAUAUGCCUAUAACCGGAGAAGUAACUAUAUGUGUUGUAGUUUGUGGAGAUAGAUUAGAUGAAUCCUUGACUAUGCUUAAAUCAGCAUUAGUUUUUACAAAUACAUCAUUGCAAUUUAUAAUAAUAACAGAAAAUAAUUUAAUACCGGCAUUUAAUGAAAAGUUAUCAGAAUGGAAACUUAUUUCCAAUAAAACAUUUGACUUCGUAAUAAGAUCUAUAACAUUCCCUGAAGGAAAUGAUCCAGGAAUAUGGAAAAAAUUAUUUAAACCUUGUGCUGCUCAACGACUAUUUUUACCAACUGUCUUGAACAAUACAGAUGCAGUUUUAUACAUGGAUACAGAUACAUUAUUUUUAGCUCCACCAGAGAAAAUAUGGGAUGAAUUUAAAAAGAUGAACUCCAGUCAAUUAGCUGCUUUAAGUCCAGAACAUGAGGAUCCCAAUACUGGCUGGUAUAAUCGAUUUGCUAAACAUCCAUAUUAUGGAAAAUUGGGAGUAAACUCUGGUGUUAUGUUGAUGAAUUUAACAAGGAUGAGAGAGUUUAGAUGGACAAAUUAUGUUGUGCCCAUUCAUAAGGAAUAUAAAUUAAAGAUAACAUGGGGAGAUCAAGAUAUUAUAAAUAUAAUAUUCCAUUAUCAUCCAGAAAAACUUUAUGUUUAUCCAUGUAGAUUUAAUUACAGACCUGAUCAUUGCAUGUAUAUGUCAGUCUGUACAGAAGCAGAAAAAUAUGGUGCAUUAGUAUUACAUGGAUCUCGAGGUAUGUUUCAUUCACAGAAACAACCACCAUUUAAAGCGGUAUACAGAUCCAUGCAAGAGUAUCAACUGAAUACAGAUCCAUAUGAUUAUUUAUUUGUACCAAUGAAAAAUUAUUUGACAUUGGAAGAUAAGUCUAAUUGUGGCAAAGUAUGGAAGGCAUUUCUUAUACAACCUGAAUUACAUUUAAGCAAAAAUCUUUAAAGUUGCAUAGUAAUGGAGUUUGUAUAUAUAGUUACUUCAUUUUAUGUAAACUAGAAUAUAAGUGAAAUUUUGAGAUACUCUUUUUAAUAAUGUUCGAAUUUAUAUAGAUGCCUAGUGAAAUAUGUACGUAAAAUAGCAAUAAUAUGUAGAAUAUUGAGUUUCAAUACUGUAUUCUUGUGCCAUCAUUAGUGAUUUUUACAUAGUUUUACAUGACAAAUGAAAAACAUACAAAGAAUUUUAAUUUUAAAUAAUAAAUAUUUGAAUGAGAUACAUAAAUGUACACUUAGUAGGUGUGACAUAUAAGCAAUUAUUCGUGACAUAGUUUAUAUUUAAAAUACUGGCUUGUCUUAUAUUAACUUAUAAAAUAAGACUGAAUUCUCUUGAUAUUCUUUUUCAUUCAUUUCAUUACUAUAUAUAUUAUAAUCUAUUCUAAUUAUGUCUUUUAUUACUUUUAGUAAUAAUACUAAAGUACAUUUGUAUCUACCAUUUUCCAACAUAUGUUAGUGGCUAUAUAAGUAUUUGAUGUAGUAUAUUAAAUAAUAUAAUCAUUAUAUUAUACAAUAUUUAUACUUCAAUAUCAUCUACAUUAUACAAGUAAUUUUUGUCAUUUAUAAAACAAAUGAUAUAACAAAUAAUAAAUUCAUACCUUAUUAAA
This is a messenger RNA of Vespula vulgaris, 2244 nucleotides long. RefSeq names its product glucoside xylosyltransferase 1 (gene shams). The transcript is spliced from 2 exons. The record is from RefSeq and is a predicted model, not a curated record. Gene Ontology annotation, molecular function: UDP-xylosyltransferase activity. Bases 468 to 1589 code for a protein of 373 amino acids. NCBI's taxonomy places the organism in Eukaryota, Metazoa, Arthropoda, Insecta, Hymenoptera, Vespidae. Gene Ontology annotation, biological process: protein O-linked glycosylation via N-acetylgalactosamine.